Cloeon dipterum is the source of this 3390-nucleotide messenger RNA. Its product is annotated as putative exonuclease GOR. The record is from RefSeq and is a predicted model, not a curated record. Gene Ontology annotation, molecular function: nucleic acid binding; exonuclease activity. Gene Ontology annotation, cellular component: nucleus. NCBI's taxonomy places the organism in Eukaryota, Metazoa, Arthropoda, Insecta, Ephemeroptera, Baetidae. The transcript has 4 exons. Bases 1745 to 2572 code for a protein of 275 amino acids.
AUUAAAAUUGAACCCUUUGUGGUGAUACUGGCAAUCUCUGCUGCCGCAGAGUAAUUUUUUUAAGUAUAAUAAUAUUUAAUUAUUUCAUAACCUUCAACAAUGGCUUAAGUGCGGGAUAUAACUGCACCCUACGUUUAUUUAUAUUUCAUAUUGCUUUGACGAUUCCAUUUGUAUUUGGGCGAGGAUUUUCCUUUUCAAUUUAUUGCCAAGAUAUUUAGAUAAAGAUAAUGUUUAUUGCUGAAAACGAGUUAGGCAAUUAUUUAUAGAUAUAAAAUUUGUUUGUUGGAAAUUGUAAAUAAUAACAUUAACAGAGGUAGAGAGAGGGAGGUAGGGGUAUAAGGGGAGUGGCUCGCAAGGGAGGAAGGGAGCGUUGUUUCGAAAUAUAUACUUUAUUUACGCAACAACGUUGAGAAAGUUUUCGAACAGUGUUUUAGUUUACUAUCCACAUGUUGUUGUGCUCUUCACCCCUGCAAAACGAGCUAUAUUUCGGUGGUCAGAUAUACAACCACCCUUCAAUUUAUUUGAGAUCGAAUUUUUGUGCGAGGUAGUCCAUUAAUUGAUCCUAUCGAGCCCUCAGACCAGGGAUUUAUUCUUGUUGUUUCAAUACGUAUUUCGAAAUAAUAAUGUAUUACCAACCAAAUCGUUUUUCGAAUUCGAGUAGUGGAUUAUCCCCAAAUGUCUACGUGCCUGUCUCCAGUCCAAAUGGAUCCUUGGAACCAAGAGGUAAUUAUAAUUUGAUUCGCAUUAUACUUUAGUACAAGGCGGUAGCGCCUUAGCCCUGCGGGCGGCCGACGGGCUCUUAUUACUUAGACGGUGGACACUGGUCCGUCUAGGCGGCGAAAUUGACCAAAUUAUACUCGUUAUAAGUGACGGCGCAAAGAAGCCGAAAAACAGCAACAAAAUUAAUUAAAAAUUUUCCGUGGGUCUUUUCCUUUGGUCUCCGCCACCGGCCGGCCCUUCGAAUGUGUCACAGGCCGGUGGUGGAGACCAAAAGCAUGGUGUGCUUGCGAGCCGGCCAUAUUAAGGCCGUGUGUACGUUCGAGUGCAAAACCGUAAAAAUAAAUAAUUUUAGCAAAGUCCCAAUGACCAAACUUGAGAUUUGAGUUUCUGUUAACUCCCCCGGUGUGAUUCAAUCGCAAAAACGGAGAGAAAUUGCCCAGGAGGACGGCGGCGCCCGUGUGCACAUUGUCGCUGCACGUUGGUAGCGAGAGUGAAAAAGCAAAUAAUUUUAUUUUAUUGUAAACAAAAUCGGUUUCCCGUCACUGUUCGUUAGCAAAAAGAGGAAAAUACACUAAUCAUGGCCAAAUCAAAAUUAGAACUAACAAAAUACCCAAAAAGUUUUGUGCUCGCGAGCCAGCCAUAAGAACAACCGUGUGUGCGUUGCAGUUCUCUUCGAGUGCAAAGCUCCCAUAAGAUUUGCAUUGAGAAACGAGGGCGCCGGCGACACCGCAAAAAACAGUUAAAUUUUUUCCAUUAAUUAAUUAGGGGCAUUCUUUCGGCCCUGCGUGUGUAAAAAAACGCCAAACCCGAAGAAAUUCGUCGGGGCACCGUGAAACGCCCGUUUGCACAUUGCUGGCGGCCCGUUUCCCAACAUAAGAAGCGUCUCCAGCGCAGCGCGGCUGGCUGAGACCUCUAAAAAAACUGAUCGCUUAUACAAAAAAUCUAUUUAUCCUAUUUAUUAAACGAAAUAUAUUUGGUUUCAGAUCCAUUUUACGCAUUUUACGCCCGACUCCAAAAGUUUGCUAUGACCAAGGCGAAACUAGACUCCUAUGCCUACCACAAUCCUAUGCGAAUUUAUAAUUCGAACUUGAGGCCUCUCAUUAACAUGAAAAAACUACGGCAGUGCGAGAGGUGCCAAAGAACAUACACAGUGCAUCGCAACGCCGGCUCACCCGGAGAGAUUGACAGGGGGGAUUCAUGUUUUUAUCAUCCUGGAAAAAUUGUAAUACCAACCUUUUUUUUCUGUGACGCCUACUACACCUGUUGCGGAGCGAAAGUGCAACCCUAUUGUGCGACCGGGUGUGUUGUCCAACCUCUCCAUGGAUUUGUUUCGACCAAAGAAAGUGUUGGUUCAAACCCGGUUGCCAUCGCCAUCGACUGUGAGAUGUGUAUCACAUCAAACGGAUCUGAGUGCACACGUGUCACAGUCGUGAACCAAUUCAAUGUGGUGGUGUACGAGUCACUGGUCUGGCCUGAAGAACCCAUAAUAGACUAUGUGACGAAGUACAGUGGAAUAACAGAGGAAAUUCUACUGAGAGGUCCAACCAGGACAUUAACGCAGGUCCAGGACCACUUGCUGAGCUUCAUCAAGAGUGACACAAUUCUAAUUGGUCACAGCCUAGAAAGUGACCUGAGAGCUCUGAAGCUGCACCAUAACAUGUUGGUCGACACCAGCCUCGUAUUUCCACACAAGAUACCCGGGAAGAGGAGGUCUUUGCGGGAGCUGGCCUUUACGUAUCUAAAUCGAACCAUCCAAAAUCGUGAAGAUGGGCAUGACAGUGCUGAAGAUUCUAAGGCGUGCAUUCAGCUAAUGCAAUACGCGGUGGGCAACGACCGACGUAAUUCAGGCUGAUGAGACGAGCGGCGCACACAUUCACGCGGCGUUCCUUAACUGGAGCAAAGUGUUUCAAAAAGUUCCGCAAACUGCUGAAAGGGUACGAGAAUUUUCUCGUCGCUGGGACUCAAUUCGCCAGGUUCUGCGGCGCGAGCUCGGAGCCUCUACUAAGUCGUUUGACUCGCAGUCCGCGAAAACCAAACUUCUUCCACACUUCUUAUAAUAUUUAAUUUUGUAUCUCUAGUUUUUAUUGUCUAUAAAAUAUUUAUCUAUUUGUUAGGGUUUUACUUAAUGAUAUUACAAUCAAUAAUAUUUUGUACUUUGAAUCCUUUAUUGUACCAAUACAUGUUUGCAAUCGAAAUUGCCUAAUGUUCUUUGUGUCAGAAUAUUUUUCAUUGCGCAAGUAAUCUUUCUGGGUAUGGCGAAAUAAUUUCUUAAUUUAAAGCAGUUCAUUCUCGACCACCUGGGUUUUAUUUUGAAAUGAUAUUUAUUUUGUCCAUAUUGUAAAAGUGUUGUGAAACUAUUACUCCCUCGCAUACCCUCAGGGCAGAGCAGAGGGAGAAACUCAUUGUCAGGUACAAAUAAAGGCACUGCAGGAGCCUCCCUCUCUCGAGCGCGAGCGCGCGGAGGCUCUCGCUCGUGCUGUGCCUUUAUUUAUAUAACUCAGUUUCUCCCUCCGCUCUUCCCUGUGGGCGCCCGUAAAUUUAAAUUUUACGUUGUCAUAUAUCGGUACAAAUUAUUAUUGAUUGUAAUAUCGUAAUGUAAAAACCUGACACUAUUAUAUUCAAUUUAAGUAAGAGUUUGUUACCAAUAAAUAUUCUAUUAUGUAUGUUGUA